This is a messenger RNA of Wallemia ichthyophaga EXF-994, 276 nucleotides long. RefSeq lists its product as uncharacterized. The record is from RefSeq and is a predicted model, not a curated record. Lineage: Eukaryota; Fungi; Basidiomycota; Wallemiomycetes; Wallemiales; Wallemiaceae. The transcript is spliced from 2 exons. The coding region runs from base 1 to 276 and encodes 91 amino acids.
AUGUUCAGAAGCAAAUUAAGAUUAUUUAAGAAAUUUACUUCAAGACUCUUCCAUCGCUCUACACCAACCGCUGCUGUUGAUGAGUUGCUACUCCCGCCAUCCAAUUCCCUCCAUUCAAUCUACAUGGGUAGCUCAUCGCUGAAGGAGGCUUUCUCUGAAGCAUUGCAAGAUCCUGAGAUUGUUCUUACGCGCUUCAAGCCAUCUCAAAACGCCAAAACCGUCGUCCAAUUGAGCGAUCUUGUUGAAGGGCAAUCAGUUCGUGUUGAAAAUUGGUAA